AUGCGCGUCGGUUCCAUCUUCUCCCUCGCAGCCGCGCUGCUGAGCGCCGCCGUCGAAGCGUACGGCAACCCCGGCGCCUGCUCGGGUCAGUGCUGGAGUCACGACCCUUCCGUCGUUCGUCGCGACGACGGCACCUACUUCCGUUUCGAAACCGGUAGCAAGAUCGGCAUCUGGAAAGCUCCCGAUUUGGUCGGCCCCUGGACCUACCAGGGCGCUGCUCUGCCUGCUGGCAGCAAGAUCAACCUCAAGGGCAAUAAUGACCUCUGGGCCCCGGAUGUCAGCAAGGUCGGCAACCAAUACAUUCUCUACUACACCGUUUCGUCCUUCGGCUCUCAGAACUCCGCCAUCGGGUAUGCUACCUCGCCCACAAUGGAAUUCGGCUCCUGGACCGACCAAGGUGCCACCGGCGUUGCCUCUAAAGCCGGCAGCCGCUACAACGCCAUCGACGCCCAACUGGUCAAGUCCGGCAGCAAGUACUACCUCAACUUCGGAUCCUUCUGGCAGAACAUCUUCCAGGUUCCCAUGAACGCGGCGGCCACCAAGCCCGACGGCAACCCCUACAACAUCAUCUUCAACACAACCUCCCCCCAGCCCGUCGAGGGCGCCUUCGUCUACGAGCGUAGCGGCACCUUCUGGGCCUUCUUCAGCUCCGGCUCCUGCUGCGGUCUCGACGCCAAGCGACCCACUCCUGGCAACGAGUACAAGAUCUUCGUCUGCCGCGCAUCUUCGGUCAACGGCCCGUACACUGACAAGAGCGGCAAGAGCUGCACCAGCGGCGGCGGCACUCUCCUUCUCGCCAGCCACAACAAGAUCUACGCUCCUGGUGGCCAGGGUGUCUUGGCCGAUCCCAAGCGUGGUGCCGUUCUUUACUACCACUAUAUGAACACCGACAUUGGCCUUGCCGACUCCCAGACCCAGUUCGGUUGGAACGUCAUCAACUGGUCCGGUGGCUGGCCUACUGUCUAA
This is a messenger RNA of Colletotrichum spaethianum, 966 nucleotides long. Its product is annotated as putative arabinan endo-1,5-alpha-L-arabinosidase C. Gene Ontology annotation, molecular function: arabinan endo-1,5-alpha-L-arabinosidase activity. Bases 1 to 966 code for a protein of 321 amino acids. Gene Ontology annotation, biological process: carbohydrate metabolic process. The transcript has 3 exons. NCBI's taxonomy places the organism in Eukaryota, Fungi, Ascomycota, Sordariomycetes, Glomerellales, Glomerellaceae. The record is from RefSeq and is a predicted model, not a curated record.